This is a messenger RNA of Linum trigynum, 258 nucleotides long. The record is from the annotation of a GenBank genome assembly. NCBI's taxonomy places the organism in Eukaryota, Viridiplantae, Streptophyta, Magnoliopsida, Malpighiales, Linaceae.
AUGAGCUCGCUCGCGCGAGAGAGGCAAGCCAGGAAAGCAAAGAGCGCCAGGGAGACAAGGAAGAAUAACCUUUCAACCGGAGCGAGCGAGCAAUAUCCGACAAUCGCCUGUCAACCUAACCGCGCGAGGGAGAUCAGAGAAGCAACGGCCAGAGUGAGCGAGGGAGAUCUGAGAAGCGACGACCGGAGUGAGCGAGGGAGAUCUAAGAAGCGAUGGUCGAAGUGUGCGAGGGAGAUCGAGAAGCGACGGCUGGAGUGA